AUGGCCAAGGAACAACUGGAAGUGCUGAAAGCACUUGAUGUGGCGAAAACACAAUGGUACCAUUUCACAGCAAUUGUGAUUGCUGGCAUGGGCUUCUUCACAGAUGCCUAUGAUCUCUUCUGCAUUUCCCUUGUCACCAAAUUGAUUGGCCGCAUAUAUUAUCAACAACCUGGAGCUGCAGAGCCUGGAAGUUUGCCUUCAAAUGUCUCGGCUGCUGUUAAUGGUGUGGCCUUCUGCGGCACCCUCACAGGCCAGCUCUUCUUCGGCUGGCUUGGUGACAAAUUGGGCCGAAAACGAGUCUACGGCAUGGUCCUUAUGGUCAUGGUCAUAUGCUCAGUUGCAUCCGGCCUCUCAUUUGGGAGAGACGCCAAGGCUGUGGUUUCGACACUUUGCUUUUUCAGGUUCUGGCUAGGCUUUGGAAUUGGCGGCGACUAUCCUCUCUCGGCCACUAUCAUGUCUGAGUAUGCAAAUAAAAAGACCCGUGGAGCCUUCAUUGCUGCUGUGUUUGCCAUGCAAGGUUUUGGGAUUUUGGCUGGUGGAAUGGUUGCAAUUAUAGUAUCUGCAGCAUUCAAGCACAGUUUUCCUGCACCCUCUUAUGAAGAUGAUGCAGCUGCCUCUAUUUUCCCACAAGCCGAUUAUGUUUGGCGAAUUAUUUUGAUGUUUGGUGCACUCCCAGCUUUGCUUACUUAUUACUGGCGUGCCAAAAUGCCCGAAACUGCUCGGUACACUGCCUUGGUUGCCAAGAAUGCCAAGCAGGCUGCUGCUGAUAUGUCGAAAGUUUUGCAGGUUGAGGUAGAAGCAGAGCAGGAGAAGAUAGAGCAACGAGGGAAUGAUUUUGGUUUGUUUUCCAAAGACUUUCUUAGCCGCCAUGGCUGGCACUUGCUUGGAACUACCAGCACAUGGUUCUUGCUGGACAUUGCCUUCUACAGCCAGAAUCUAUUCCAAAAGGACAUCUUCAGUGCCAUUGGCUGGAUCCCAAAGGCAAAGACCAUGAGCGCUCUUGAAGAGGUCUUCAAAAUUGCCAGAGCACAAACUCUCAUUGCUCUCUGCAGCACAGUCCCCGGGUACUGGUUCACCGUGGCAUUCAUAGACAGGAUUGGAAGGUUCACAAUUCAAAUAAUGGGGUUUUUCUUCAUGACAGUCUUCAUGUUUGCCUUGGCCAUUCCUUACCAGCACUGGACUCUUAGAGAGAACCGAGUUGGGUUUGUUGUGAUGUACUCAUUGACCUUCUUCUUCUCCAAUUUCGGUCCGAAUGCCACGACAUUUGUGGUGCCUGCAGAGAUUUUCCCAGCAAGGCUGAGGUCCACAUGCCAUGGUAUAUCAGCUGCAGCAGGGAAGGCUGGGGCAAUUGUGGGUGCAUUUGGAUUUCAGUAUGCAGAAAAGGGUAUUGGGGUGAGGAACUCCCUCAUAAUUCUGGGUGUGGUUAACUUCCUAGGGCUGUUGUUUACUUUCUUGGUGCCUGAGUCAAAGGGAAGAUCACUGGAGGACCUGUCUGGUGAAGCAGAGCAAGAAAAUGCAGCUCCAUCAGAAUCAAGGCAGCAGGAGAUUGAAAGUGGCACAAGAACUGCUCCAGUUUAA
Messenger RNA from Prunus armeniaca (apricot), 1578 nucleotides. The record is from the annotation of a GenBank genome assembly. NCBI's taxonomy places the organism in Eukaryota, Viridiplantae, Streptophyta, Magnoliopsida, Rosales, Rosaceae.